Molecule: messenger RNA, 1289 nt
Organism: Prosopis cineraria
Lineage: Eukaryota; Viridiplantae; Streptophyta; Magnoliopsida; Fabales; Fabaceae
Product: AT-hook motif nuclear-localized protein 20-like
Exons: 1
Cellular component (GO): nucleus
Molecular function (GO): minor groove of adenine-thymine-rich DNA binding; DNA-binding transcription factor activity
Source: RefSeq, a predicted model, not a curated record
UCCGUCGUCGUGGUCUUCUUCUUUCUUUCUUUGUUUCGUUCAAUUAUUACCUUAACCUAUCGUCAGCUAGCAAUUCUGGCUAAUCCUUGGUGGACCGGUCAGGUGGGGUUGCCUGGUGUUGACCCAGCGGCCAAUUCACCGGCGGUGAACAAACGGCGCAACACCGACCUAUCUAUCAACGAAUUAAGCAGCGGGAAGAACAGUGCCGGCGAUAACAGAGACGAAGACGAUGAUAGAGACGAACCCAAAGAAGGUGCAGUUGAGGUCGGAACUCGCAGACCUCGAGGCCGGCCACCGGGUUCGAAGAACAAGCCGAAACCGCCCAUCUUCGUGACACGAGACAGCCCAAAUGCUCUCCGGAGCCACGUCAUGGAGGUCGCCGGAGGAUCCGAUGUAGCCGAAAGCGUAGCUCAGUUCGCUCGCCGCCGUCAACGUGGCGUUUGUGUUCUCAGUGGAAGUGGCUCCGUUGCCAACGUCACUCUUCGUCAACCUGCAGCUCCCGGAGCUCUUUUAGCACUCCAUGGAAGGUUCGAGAUUCUAUCCCUAGCCGGAGCCUUCUUGCCUGGACCGGCGCCACCCGGAUCCACUGGACUCACCGUAUACCUCGCCGGAGGACAGGGUCAGAUCGUGGGCGGAAGCGUGGUGGGGUCACUAGUAGCAGCAGGACCAGUGAUGGUCAUUGCUGCCACUUUUGCUAAUGCAACUUAUGAGAGACUUCCUCUUGAUGAUGAAGAUGAAGCCGCGGCCGCAGGGCAAGGCGGAGGCAGCAGCGGAGGUGGAGGCUCGUCCCCGCCACCGGCGGGGAUCGGAAGUGGCGGGGGCCACUUGCAGGGUGGGAUUCCAGAUCCUUCAUCACUUCCUUUGUAUAAUCUGCCACCAAAUCUGCUUCCUAAUGGUGGUGGUAGUGGACAGGUAGGUCAUCAUGAAGCUCUUGCUUGGGCAGCUCAUGGAAGACAACCUUACUAGAGAAGUAAUCUUCAGAGUUUCAGAUCUAUUAAUCAAUCAAUGAAUUUAAUUUUCUGAUGAUGAUAUGCUUUAAUUUAAUUUGCUGUGUAGGAAUCGAAUUAUGGUAAAAUAGAAUUGAGGAAAGAUUAAAUAAUAAUAAAAAUUAGAUUAAUUACUGGAAUAUAUAUAGUGUGAAGAAGAUCAGAAAGAACUAUCUAUGAAGAAGAUGAAGAAAAGCAUGUGUUUAUAUAUAAUCCAUAUAUGUAUAUGGUGAUGAAUUAUGAACUCUCUUUCUUUAAUUUGUCUCUUCUCUCUGCGUUUGGAAUAAAUUAAUUAAAAAGAAA